This is a messenger RNA of Penicillium macrosclerotiorum, 810 nucleotides long. Its product is annotated as BRCT domain protein. The record is from RefSeq and is a predicted model, not a curated record. Lineage: Eukaryota; Fungi; Ascomycota; Eurotiomycetes; Eurotiales; Aspergillaceae. The transcript has 4 exons. Bases 1 to 810 code for a protein of 269 amino acids.
AUGGGUAAAACAUUCGACAAAAUUCACGCUUGUUGCGUUGGCAACCUGGCAUACAAGGAUAGGAUUCCCCAGUGGAUCCGUGCUAACGGCGGCAAGUUUUCAGUGGAAGUUGAUAACACCGUCACGCAUCUUAUUACAACGAGGAAAGCUUACAAAGAUAAAGAAAAACUCGUGCAAGAUGCCAAGAAUGUGGGCACCAUCAAGAUCGUGUCUUACGACUGGCUAUCCGAGUCAUUGCUCUCCAAAAACCGUCGACCUAAGCCAGUGGGCCCCUACCUUCUUGAAAGUUUGAUCAAGGGGAAUAAAAAGGCCAAAGCGGACAAUAAUGGCUCUGGCGCCUCCAGGGCACAAAUUCCAAAGAAAAAAAUCCAUCGAGAUCCACAAACAGGGGAGGCCUGGGAUGCAACCCUAAUUCGAUUGGGCCAGCUGCCACGUUCACGAGAGAAGUACCGUCUGGCAAUCUUCGAAUUCCCUACAACGCCUCCAACCUACUCCACCUUUGCGAAGUACAGCCGAGUGGGCACUUCUAGAGUCGAACAACUCGCCCCGCCGAAGAGUAAUUCGACCGUGGCCAUCAAUUCAUUCAAAGCAUUCUUCACGUUACAGACAGGCAAGGAAUGGGAGAAUAAAGAAGAUGGAAAUUUGCCUGGCCCUAGACUGGAUCCAGAAGGCCAGCCCUCGCCUGUUCCCCAAAACUGGUAUUCCUUCGAAUCCAGGACGAACAUUUUUACGAAUUACCUCAUGAACUUUUCGCCUUCUUCGACUUCAAAUGUUCCCAUUGAGAGCCCCUCCAAGCUGCAGGACGUGUGA